AUGUACGGUGAUGGAGAGGGCACCGUGUGGGACCGGGUCGGACGGCCCCACCGGGACUGCAUGUGCUACCUUGGACCUCCUACUACUUUGAUGCCGAUGAUCGGGAUGCGCAAGUCGCCCGACGUGAGCCCCAGAAGGCUUUCGGACAUCAGCCCUCAGCUCAGACAGCUCAAGUACCUGGUGGUGGACGAGGCCAUCAAAGAGGACCUCAAGUCCUCCCGCUCAGUCGAGGACAUCAACAGCGCGUCCAUAGAGGAGCGGAUACUGAGAAUCACCGGCUAUUAUGGAUACCAGCCUUGGAGUGCCAGCUACAAUAGAGAAGACCGCACCAGGGAGAAUGUGGUGGGCACCACAGACGUACAGUCAGCUGGUGGUGCUGCGGGAGCAGAGUCCGGCUCCAGCAGACGGAGGCUCCACUGCUGCAUCAGAGUAACUACCGUACAGGUGCGCAAGGCCCUGUGGGGAGUCGCCAUGGUGAUGUGCGUGUGCUCGUCCUGGGCGGGCUCCACCCAGCUGGCCAAGCUGACCUUCAAGCAGUUUGACGCCCCCUUCACCCUCACCUGGUUCGCCACCACCUGGAACUGCCUCUUCUUCCCUCUCUAUUACAUCGGCCACCUGUGCAAGAGUCCAGAGAGGCAGACGCCCAGACAGAGAUUCAGGGAGUGCUGUAGGUUUUUCGGGGACGACGGGCUGACACCCAAGGUGUUCUUCACCAAGGUAGCUCCCUUUGGCCUGCUGUGGAUCCUCACCAACUACCUGUACCUGCAGGCCCUCAGGAAGAUCAACACAACAGACGUGUCAGCGCUCUUCUGUUGUAACAAGGCCUUCGUCUUCCUGCUGUCUUGGAUUGUACUCAGAGACCGCUUCAUGGGGGUCAGGAUCGUAGCUGCCAUCUUGGCCAUAGCAGGCAUUGUGAUGAUGACCUACGCUGACGGGUUCCACAGCCACUCGGUCAUCGGCAUUACUUUUGUGGUGGCCUCUGCUUCGAUGUCAGCGCUUUACAAGGUGCUCUUCAAGAUGGUCCUGGGCAGCGCCAAAUUCGGAGAGGCUGCGCUGUUUCUGAGCAUCGUCGGAAGCGCCAACUUUGUUUUCAUCAGCUUUGUGCCGGUCAUCCUGUAUUUUACACAUGUGGAGUACAUUGGCUCACCUGAAGACAUCCCCUGGGCCUACCUCUGCGGGGUUGCAGGCCUGCUUUUUGCUUUCAACGUCCUGGUGAACUUUGGCAUUGCGAUAACAUACCCAACAUUAAUCUCCCUUGGCAUCGUCCUAAGUGUUCCUGUAAAUGCCAUGGUGGACCUCUACACAUGUGAAAUUCAUUUCAACACGGUGCGCCUCAUCGCCGUGUUCAUCAUCUGCCUGGGUUUCCUCAUGCUGCUGUUACCAGAGGACUGGGACCAGUGCAUCAUCCAGCUCAGCACGAAGCUGCGCAAACGUGACGAGCCAGCAGAGGGCAGCGGAGAGGCGGGCGCCACCACAGGGCUCAACUGGAGAGGGAGAGCCAGGACCUCCAUGUCAACAUUUGCACAUUGA
Messenger RNA from Chelmon rostratus (copperband butterflyfish), 1530 nucleotides. It is a transcript of the gene slc35f3b, whose product is annotated as solute carrier family 35 member F3b. The record is from RefSeq and is a predicted model, not a curated record. Gene Ontology annotation, cellular component: membrane. The transcript has 8 exons. Gene Ontology annotation, molecular function: transmembrane transporter activity. Gene Ontology annotation, biological process: transmembrane transport. The coding region runs from base 1 to 1530 and encodes 509 amino acids. NCBI's taxonomy places the organism in Eukaryota, Metazoa, Chordata, Actinopteri, Chaetodontiformes, Chaetodontidae.